Messenger RNA from Candida albicans SC5314, 717 nucleotides. It is a transcript of the gene SOL1, whose product is annotated as Sol1p. The transcript has a single exon. The record is from RefSeq and is a predicted model, not a curated record. The coding region runs from base 1 to 717 and encodes 238 amino acids. Lineage: Eukaryota; Fungi; Ascomycota; Pichiomycetes; Serinales; Debaryomycetaceae.
AUGUCCUCUUCUAAUGAUACACCAUCUUUAUUUGUCACACCACAAACACCACCAAGACAGCAACAAAGGAGAAAAAGUAAUACAGGAGCUAUAUCUACACCCGUUGCCUCAUCAGUAUUAUUAACUCCAUCUACAACAACAAAAAAACCUACAAGAACUCCAGUAUCACAGAAAAGAAAACAAGGUGUACAGUUGUCUCCACCACAGGCAAACAAAUUCCCCUUUACUCCAAUCACCCCUCAAAAAUCACCAUGCAAGACAAGAAAGAAUUUGGAUUUAUUCACUAGUAACGAAAAAUUUGGCUUAUUGUUACCAUCGCCAUCCACUAUUGGUUCUGGUAGAUGUCAUAACUCUUUCACGCAAGCUCCACCUCCAUUAUUUGAUUUGAAGAAGGUUAAUGAGUUUAAAGUACCUAAGACACCCGCAAAACAAAUUAUAGACAACUCUAGAACAAAAGAAUCAGAAAAUGAAGAUGACUGGGAAGUGAUGGACAUAGAUGAAGUUGCCAAAAUUCCUCGUGCAAAGUUGAGGAACCCUUUUAUAGACACUUUUGAACCAACGAGUCCGGUUACACCUGAGGAGAGUACUGGAGAUAGAAUUAACUAUGACACACAUAUGGAAUUGAUAAACAGUAAAACUGGUAAGAAAAGAGUUGUAAAGUUAACAAAGAAUCAAAUGAAAAUCAAACCAAAGAGAUUAUCGUUUGAUAAUAUAUAA